This is a messenger RNA of Trichobilharzia szidati, 636 nucleotides long. NCBI's taxonomy places the organism in Eukaryota, Metazoa, Platyhelminthes, Trematoda, Strigeidida, Schistosomatidae. The record is from the annotation of a GenBank genome assembly.
AUGUGUAUAUUAUCAUUAAACAUUUUCACUAGCUUACGAAGACGUCAAGUGUCCAUCAAUGAGACGGAGGUGAAAAACUUGAGAUUUCGAAAGCUUCUACCCAGCAAUCCUGUUGAUCGACCGGUUUCGCCGCCGCUUUGCGAUUCUAAAGUUUGUGAUGUGAAUAAUUCUGUGGUGAAGAAGUGUGCAAGUCCAGACGUGAGUCUGGCCAACAUAAUCAGUGAGAAACGCAAAUUCAAGCCGAAGACUUACAGAUCAAGCUGGAUUACACCAAAGCGUUUUGCUACACCUGUGGAGGGAGAUGAUGUGAACCGCAGUGAUGAUGAUGAUGAUGCUAGACAAGCGAAUACGUUACCCAGUAAGACUGUGGUCCGGUCAACUUCUGCACGUAAAGAGUUCAGAAAGCAGUUGCAACAUCACAAUCAUCAUCAACGAUCAUCUUCGCUAUUGCGUAACAGUCGUUCCCGGAGUAGUAGUAGUACUGCAUCUGUCGAAUCAAAAGUGCCUAAUAAUAAUAAUAAUAAUUCGGCUAAAAAGCAGCGUCUAUCAGAUUUAUUCUCCGAUGAUGAUGUUGAAGAAGAUCUAACUCAGCCGAUGUUCAAGGAAACUCCUGUUACAAAAAUAAAUAAUCCAUAA